Molecule: messenger RNA, 1411 nt
Organism: Agrilus planipennis (emerald ash borer)
Lineage: Eukaryota; Metazoa; Arthropoda; Insecta; Coleoptera; Buprestidae
Gene: Tcs4
Product: probable tRNA N6-adenosine threonylcarbamoyltransferase, mitochondrial
Exons: 7
Coding region: 116-1411 (431 amino acids)
Biological process (GO): tRNA threonylcarbamoyladenosine modification
Cellular component (GO): mitochondrion
Source: RefSeq, a predicted model, not a curated record
UCUUAUUUAUGUAUAUAACAUGAAUCUAUGAAUGAAUAUGACAAUAUGACAUGACAUGGAUAUAACCUCCAAAACUUAAAAGUAUAACGAACGUUAUUUUUAUACUUAGGAAAGUAUGGCUCACUUUAAUAAGAAUUUUAGUUUAAUAAAAAGAAAUAUAUCAAUGUUCUACAGUAAAUCAUGGUAUUCAUCAAACUGUGUAAUUUUAGGUAUAGAAACUUCUUGUGAUGAUACAGGUUGUGCUAUUGUAGACUCCCAAUGCAAUAUUUUAGGCGAAUCAUUAAAUUCUCAACAGUUAAUACACCUACAAAAUGGAGGCAUAAUACCACCAAUAGCUGAAAACCUCCAUAGGAAAAACAUUGAAAAUGUAGUGAAUAAUGCCUUAGCAAGCAGUAAAGUACAUUUUGCUGAUAUUGACGCAGUUGCCACAACAGUAACACCAGGUUUACCAUUGUCAUUAAAAAUUGGUGUCAAAUAUGGAAAAUAUCUCUGUAAAAAAUACAAUAAACCAUUCAUUCCCAUUCAUCAUAUGGAAGCACAUGCUUUAACAGCAAGAAUGUGUAAAAAAGAUGUAAAUUUUCCAUUUCUAGUACUUUUGAUAAGUGGUGGUCAUUGUUUAAUUGCUGUUUGUAAGGAUGUAAACAAAUUUCUUCUUCUUGGAGAAAGCAUUGAUGAUUCACCAGGAGAAGCUUUUGAUAAAGUUGCUAGAAGACUAAAAAUGAAAAAUAUCCCAGAAUUUUCAACAAUUUCUGGAGGACAAGCUAUUGAACUUGCAGCUUCCAGAGCAGAUAAUCCAAUACAAUUUAAAUUUUCAAUUCCAUUGCUUCAAUACAAGGAUUGUAACUUCAGUUUCUCAGGGCUCAAAACUCAAGCAAAAAUUCACAUACAGCGCCAGGAGAAACAGCAUAAUUUGCCUCCUGAUGGUAUUAUACCUGAUCUGUACAAUUUAUGUGCUGGUUUUCAGCUUGUAAUCACAAGACAUUUAUGUCACAGAGUGCAAAGAGCAAUGGAAUUUGCAGAAAUGAAAGGAUUACUUCCAAGAGACAACAAAACACUUGUUAUUUCCGGUGGAGUUGCUUGCAACAACUUUAUUGCAAAAGGCCUUCAAAUUAUCUGCAAGGAGUUAGAAUAUAAAAUGGUUAGACCUCCGCCAAAAUUAUGCACUGAUAAUGGGGUAAUGAUUGCGUGGAAUGGUGUGGAAAGAUGGAGAACUAAAGCAGGAGUAACAAAAGAUUUAGAUUCAGUAGAUUGGCAAAAAUCCUGUCCAUUAGGGGAAAACUUAAUAAAUGAAGUAAAGAAAGCCGAAAUUUCUCCACAUUGGGUUAGAAUAUCAAAAUUAACAAAACCACAAGUAGUUGAUAAUGAAAAUAAUAUAAGUUUAAAAUUAAAAGCAAUAAGUGCUAAUGAAUAA